AUGUGGCGAGGGGCUCGCUGCCUGCGGGCGCUGCUGGGGGGGCGAGCGGGGCUGUGCGCUGUGAAUCCGGCGCCGCCGCCGCCGCCCCCUCUCGUCUGCAGGCUGGCCUCGGUGGCGCAGCGGAGAGCCAGCGGCCUGGGUCGCUCCGAGCCGCGAGGCGCCGAGGCGGCGGUGGGAGCCGAGCCCGGGCAAGAAGAGGAGGCGGUGGGGCAGGAACCGCACGCGGGCCCAGAUACCGGCAGGGACCCUUCCGAUCAUGCAAUUUCAACAUUCAGCAUUGACCAUAUGGUUUCACUGCUAAGACAAGAAAAUGCCAAAGACAUCUGUGUUGUUCAGCUGCCUCCAGAAAUGAAAUACAGCGAUUACUUUAUAAUUGCCAGUGGAUCUUCUGCACGGCAUCUGCAUGCCAUGGCUCAGUACUUCAUAAAAGUGUAUAAACAUCUGAAGACUGAUUCUGAACCUCAUGUCCUAAUUGAAGGAAGAGAGACUGAUAACUGGUUGUGCAUAGAUUUUGGCAAUAUUGUGGUUCAUUUUAUGUUACCAGAGACACGUGAAAUUUACGAGUUGGAAAAGUUGUGGACGCUUCGAUCUUAUGAUGAUCAAUUAGCACAGAUGGUUCCAGAAGCCUUACCCGACGACUUCAUAUUUGGACUGCCGUGUGAACAGUAA
Euleptes europaea (tarantolino) is the source of this 669-nucleotide messenger RNA. RefSeq names its product mitochondrial assembly of ribosomal large subunit 1 (gene MALSU1). Bases 1 to 669 code for a protein of 222 amino acids. Gene Ontology annotation, cellular component: mitochondrion. The transcript is spliced from 4 exons. Gene Ontology annotation, molecular function: ribosomal large subunit binding. Gene Ontology annotation, biological process: negative regulation of ribosome biogenesis; negative regulation of translation. NCBI's taxonomy places the organism in Eukaryota, Metazoa, Chordata, Lepidosauria, Squamata, Sphaerodactylidae. The record is from RefSeq and is a predicted model, not a curated record.